This is a messenger RNA of Truncatella angustata, 5285 nucleotides long. RefSeq lists its product as uncharacterized. The coding region runs from base 491 to 4921 and encodes 1476 amino acids. NCBI's taxonomy places the organism in Eukaryota, Fungi, Ascomycota, Sordariomycetes, Amphisphaeriales, Sporocadaceae. The transcript is spliced from 2 exons. Gene Ontology annotation, biological process: regulation of ARF protein signal transduction. Gene Ontology annotation, molecular function: guanyl-nucleotide exchange factor activity. The record is from RefSeq and is a predicted model, not a curated record.
UGUCUUGUCUUGUCUUGUCUUGUCUUGUCUUGUAUUAUCUGCCGUGACCAAUUUUCCGACGACUCUCUUUCAUUUGACGGAUUAUCUCAUUUCACCUUCACCGUUACCUUUACCUUUACCUUUACCUUCACCUCCACCUUCACAUCUAAUCAACCCCCCAAAUCUAACGUGACGUCCCGCACCACAGAGCAAAUCGCCGCGAAUCCCAGCAAGUCCAAGCUGUUAGGCCCGACACGACGAGGCACACGACAGGACACGACACGCCGAGACGAGACGAGAAUAGACGAGCGGGAGUGAAUAGGUGAGAACCAUGAACCAUGGGCGCCCUGCAUUGUAGCACUUGACGCAACGACCAUCAGCACAGCAGCUGCUGCUCGUCCGUCAAUCCUGCACUGCAUUGCAUUGCAUUGCAACAGGCAACUCAAUCUUCUCUGGACUCGCUUCUGCUCCUGCUAUUGCUCCUGCCCCUCUUGUUCUUGUUUCUCCCAUCAUGCCCUUCCUGCGUCGCCGUGGCGUCAUGGCCAGUGAAAACGACAUGCGGCGACACACUAUGAUUGAUCCCGAUUCAGGAUCAGGCCCGGGUCCAGGCUCAGGCUCAGGCGCCAACAUCUCGGGCCCAAAUCCGGCCUCUCUCGGAACGAAGCAGUCAGCUCCGCGAAAGUCCCUUGGCAAUGACUUGCUCGACCCGAGUGCUGCGAAUGCGCCAACACGGCUUUCAGUUGAUAGCACAUACCGGGAACAUGGUGAUAGGAAUGGGAUUGCAACUAACGGAGGGAGGGACAACACUGUCAACAAUGGCGAAAGUUCCUCGGUCGAGUCCAACAUGCCCUCACUAUCGACAUCUAUAUCGAUUGGAAGGCCGAGUGAAGACCCAUUUGACCGGCCGGAGUCUCCCCCUAUACAGGACGAAACACCAAAACAUCGGCGCUUCUCCAUGCUGAGGUUUAGAAAUGCUUCCGACCCCCAGUUGUCCGUGCGGAUGCGGCAACAGCAGAUGGCCGAGAAACCUCCACCAAUGCCAGAUCCCCCCGCCAUUAUCACAACUGCUCCUACCAUGGACACCCAGCUGCACCAAAAGAAGUCGUUUAUGAAGAUUCCCAUCAAGAUUCGCCGUUCGGGCGAGCUGCCGCGAGCUAGCCAUGGUGGACAGCUGAAAGUUGCGGCUAGCCAGAAGGACAGGAGGAAGUCGAUGACUCUGCUGGAGGAGGAAUCUACGACAUCAUCUAGGCCCUCCGUCACCUUCCAAGACCCUCGACCCAGGCCUUACAGCUCCAAGUCGCACCCAGGACCUCCCGCGCUUGGGGAACAAGGAACAGGAAGCUCAGCCUUGACUCCACCCGCAAAUCGCCUCUCUGAGUCGGAAAGGUCUGAAGCCAGCUCCGGGGAGCAUAGUGGAGGCUUUGGCAACACUCCCCCAGCGACUCAAGUCGCAUCGUCGAGUAGCAGUUUCUUUCGACUAGGCCGCCGGAAACACAAGCAACCAGAGCCCCUAUUCCCUCUAACGCAUUUACCACAGAGGAGCAAGACCCCCGGCUUACAACCCACAGUCUCGAACCCUUCCUUGACCAACGUCGCCGAGACAGAUACGUCACGGCCCUCGACCGUUCAUGGCCGAUCUACUCCUAUCGCAUCCCCUUCUCAGGGACUAGCCCUCAAAGCCCCCAACUCCCCUGCCACAGCCUUGUUCCGUCCUGGAUCGCGCAACUCUGGCCAGAGCUCCCCAACACGAGCCCAUCUCGCCCUAAGGGGAAGAUCCUCAACCAUGAGCUCUAUGGGCAGGAACUCGGAAGACCACCAGCUUCCAGGCACCGCCCGUACUUCGUCCUCGAUUGGGCGCAAAAGCUUCGGCGAUCUUCUCGGCUUGAACCGACUACGCCAGAAUCCCGACAUCAACCGUCAGGGCAGUCUGACUCCAGCUACUCCAGGCUCCAUCGCCUCGAAGAACAACUCCCUUCAAUUACCAAGGAAAGAAGAAUCCUACGUGCUACCUGAACGGCGCGAAGACGACACGCCUGCCAAAUACCUAACCCGUGUAGAAGAUCUUCUAAGUCGUGGCGUGAUAGCGAGUGCGCUCUCCAAAGGUUCCGAUCCGUUCUCUGCCUCAGUCUUGCGAAGCUAUAUGCGUACGUUUGGUUUCUUCGAAGAGCCCAUGGAUAUGGCUAUAAGAAAGCUGCUCAUGGAAGCCGAAUUGCCAAAGGAAACACAACAUAUCGACAGAUGUUUACAGGCUUUCGCAAAUCGAUAUCAUGAGUGUAACCCCGGCAUCUACACCAGCCCCGACCAAGCUUAUUUCGUCGCCUUCUCCUUGCUGAUUCUUCACACCGAUGUCUUCAACAAGAACAACAAGUUCAAGAUGCAGAAGGCUGAUUAUCUCAAAAACACCCGUGGCGAGGGCGUCUUCGACGACGUCCUAGAAUGCUUCUACGACAAUAUUACUUACACACCUUUCAUCCGAGUCGAGGAUGAGUUUGAUCUCAAUGGGAAUCGGACAGGUGGCCACAAGACGAAUAAGAAAGUCAUGUUUCCAAAUGGGACUCCGGAUACAAUGAAGCGGACCAGGGAUCCUAUCGACCCAUACGCUCUCAUACUCGAUGGGAAACUUGACACUCUAAGGCCGCCGCUCAGGGAUCUGAUGCCGCUAGAGGAGCACUACAACUACGUUGGUACUGCCAAGGACCUCAACGUCAGAGAUCUGCAAAGAACCUUUUUCAAAACUGGUGUCCUCCAAAUAGUAUCUGCACGCUCACGGCCAGAUGCUUUCAUGACGGAAAAGACACUGACUAAUCCUCAAGAGGCUGAACCAGGCAUUGUCGACAUCAAAGUCACAAAAGUGGGUACCUUGUGGAGGAAAGAUCCUAAGAGGAAAAGGGCACGAUCGCCAUGGCAGGAGUGGGGAGUCAUUCUGACUGGAGCGCAGCUCUACUUCUUUCGUAAUACUGCCUGGGUGAAGAAUCUCGUACAUCAGUACGAGUCUCACGUUAAGUCUGGCCAUGACGGCAUCCCUUUAAUUUUCAAACCGCCGCUUGAGCAUUUCAAACCUGACACACUCAUGUCAACUGAUGGGGCAGUGGCCUUGUUUGACCAGUCCUACAAGAAACACAAGAACGCGUUUGUCUAUGUCCGCCAUGGAGGUUUUGAGGAAGUUCUUCUUGCCAACGACGAAGACGACAGAAACGACUGGCUGGCGAAACUUAACUAUGCUGCUGCUUUCAGGACCUCUGGAGUACGAAUGCGUGGAGUUGUUGGUGGCAACUAUGAAGGUCAAAGUCGCCGGGCGAUCAGAAGAUUAGACAGCAGUGAGGUGACACAAGUCAUUCAAACGCCGACUGGUGAGGUCAGUAUCAAUCGUAGCCGCAUUGAUCAUCAGAUGGCGCAUGAUAUUCUUGCCGCUCGGCGAUUUAUGAUGCAAGACCGCAUUACACAAGGGGAGGACAAGCUACAAGCUGCUGAGAGACGACUAGACGAUCACCUGAGAAAUGCUAGGCAUUUGCUGUUGCUUGCUCCAAUCCAGGAAAAGACCCGCGAACAAGUCCGCACAAGUGCAGCCAGUCUCAUCGCUCAUUUACGAUGGUCGCGCACCGAGAUUUGGCGACUCAAAUGUCACAGAGAUAUCCUACUGCUGGACUUGGAAGAGGACAGAGAAAUCAAUGGUGACCUUGAGACUCAUCAAGCAGAGACGGACGCCUCGAACCAACCCGCUCUGGGCCACAUGGAAUCCAUAGCAAGCUUACACAACACCGUAGAGCAAAGCCAGCGCCCACCUGCGCCUUUGUCGUUGGCUCCUUCAUCUAGUUCUAUGAUACAGAACGAUGAGGAGUCGCCCGUCACUGAGGUCUUUCAGACACCGCCGACCAGCGCAACAGCCUCAACAUUCCAAAAGGCGCCAGGCAACCUCGACUCUGCAGCCGCGCAUCUUGAUUCUGCCAAUUCUCGGAAAGCCUCCAUGUCAAGCGCUACGUCGUCUGCAGCGCCGGGCCCUAUGUCGCCGCCCAAACAGAUUGCUAGCCCGACCGCGGGCCCCGACAGAAACCCAUACGACGAGCAUGAUGAGGACGCCGACGAACGACAGCUUUUGGAACAAACGGGUCUGCUCAACCAACAGCUGUCGCGUACCUCGGACGGGCACGAGCCGUCCAAGGCGGCAGACGACACACCCGAACGACACAAACGAGCAAGUGCCACCGCCGCGGAUAAGGACAAAUUAGAUCGAAACAAGAUACGGCGCAGCCUUCAGCGCACUCUCAGGGAGAGCACGGGCCACUUAUCACACCACCGGAGCAGAAAGGGAAAAGAUUCGGCUUCCAGCGGUGGCAUGUCUGAUGACACCCUUCGCGAUGAUGUGCUGUCCCGGGGUACCGGAAGCUUCACUGUGCAUGGCAAGAAAGCCUCGGUCAUCACCUUUGGUGCAGACCUGCAAGGAAUAUCGUCCAAUGAGCACAUCCGUCAGCGUAAGCCGCCUCCGAGCGAGGAGCAAGCAAAUUCUCCAGCCAGUGCCGAUGAUGACUUUCGUUCUGUCCUCGGGCAGCCUUCGUCGAGAAAAGAUAGGAGAGAAUCCGCUGCGAGCGCCAGUACUGCCACCGCGCGAUCUUUCCGGGAAUUGCACCGGAAAUACUCUUCAGCUCAAAACGCGCAUAGGGUCACCACUGGCGGUUUGGUUGUCCCGUCGGACGACGAUAGCGACGCGGCCAUUAGCUUUUCGGAUGGCAGAAGAACACCUCUGCCGCCGGUCGAAGAUGGGUCCGGUGACGAGGAUGACCUAGCCGCCCGACGGGCUGAAGCUCAGUCGAAGCUGUCUCAUUACUUCACGCCUGAGCCACCCAGCUCGCCAGUUGAAGAAGUUUCGGAGGAGGACGAUGUGGAAGACAAAACGCACCAGUCUAAUGAGCGGCUUAGCCCGCCAACUCAAACCAUCAGUGCAUAACGAGAGGUGUCACUCGGUCUUCACAUUAUUGCCAGCUUUUUCUCUCCUUUCCAGCAGUUUAGAUCUGGAUCGAGAAGCGUUUAGCGAUCACUUCUUUUUACUGGCGUUUUCGAGAAUGAAGCAUGCACAUGUUAAAGCAAAGGCAUGGAAUGCAUACCAGGCAGAUAACGUGCGUGGGCCACUCCAUAGUUUAUCCCUAGGUAUUCCCGACGGUUUGAAGAAUGGUUUCACCGUACCGGUAUAGUUUUUGGGUGCCCAUGGUGUACAUAGAACCAGGGAGCCGAACCACGCUCUUCUUAAUAAAAUGCAGCAUUAAAGGAUAAUUUAAAAAAAGAAAUAUCAUAGUAGUAAUAUUGAUAAACGA